This is a messenger RNA of Staurois parvus, 204 nucleotides long. The record is from the annotation of a GenBank genome assembly. NCBI's taxonomy places the organism in Eukaryota, Metazoa, Chordata, Amphibia, Anura, Ranidae.
GUAUCAAUUCUGUGUCCCUCAGUAACAAUUCUGUGUCCCUCAGUAACAAUUCUGUGUCUGUCCCUGAGUAACAGUUCUGUGUCCCUGAGUAACAGUUCUGUGUCCCUUAGUAACAAUUCUGUGUCCCUAAGUAACGAAUUCUGUGUCCCUAAAUAACAAUUCUGUGUCCCUCAGUAACAAUUCUGUGUCCCUCAGUAACAAUUC